Messenger RNA from Lindgomyces ingoldianus, 3450 nucleotides. RefSeq lists its product as uncharacterized. The record is from RefSeq and is a predicted model, not a curated record. Bases 1 to 3450 code for a protein of 1149 amino acids. Lineage: Eukaryota; Fungi; Ascomycota; Dothideomycetes; Pleosporales; Lindgomycetaceae. The transcript has 22 exons.
AUGCUCCUGCAGCGAAUAGACGUCAGGCCGAACUGCUCUAGUGGAGCUGUACUAAGCACGUUGUACAACGCUUUCGGGAAGCUCAGUCCGGUACACACUUUUAUGAACCACCACUCCUGGCUCACUCACCAUGGGUUCAAGGUCAUCGCUACGCAAUGUAGAUUUCUUUCGCAUCGUGCUGUGUUUAUUGUGUGCAACAUUACCCGGACACUAUUGUGUUUGAAAACUGUCGGUGCUCCCCGUCACUUCCGAAGCCGAUUGUAUGCCCAGCUCAUAUGCAAAGCAAUAGAUCGAGGAGUUGCGAACAUAUCCUCAGUAGCGAAACCUUCGAACAGAAUAAUACUUCAUAAGCGAGUCUUCACCCCAAGCGAGCCCAAAUUCCAGUCAGUAGUUCUAGAGAUAUUUCUGCUCAUUGAGCGGAUUUUUCUCGCCUCGGAGAAGAAGCAACUGAAGCAGACAACCAAACCCAAGAAUGCAAUGGCCGAAACCACAAUCUUCUGGGGUAGACCCAUAUAUAAGAUUCAAGAGACUUUAGACCAAAACAUGCACUCGGAUAUAUUGACGCUAACUCAAGAAUCAGCUGGCUCAACUUCGAAGGGUUCUGGAACCAUAUCGCUCGCCAGACAACUAAAGGACCUUAGUUCGAACCGUCGUCGUCGAAAGUUUAUUGAGAACAUUAAGCGAGUUCACCCGGCAUUCUCGAAUGCAGUUCGUCUCGAUGCCUAUGAACAAUUACAUCAGGAUCACUAUGUGUACGAGCACCGCCAGGUCUCUGUACAGCCUGUGAACUUGAUCAAAGUCUUUGGCCUGGGCUGUGGAAAAGACAAUAGUGGUAAGAAGAGGUAUGAGAGAAAGCUAGACGCUAUUUCCUCAUUGAUCCAGCGAUUCCCGAAGAAAGAUCAAGGUAUUAUGUUUGUCUCCAGCGAGGUCACCUUGUCCGAAUUGAAGGAUGUCUUCCAAGAGCAGGAAAAGACCACUAUGUUACUUCAAAAACAACACGGACUUGAACGAGAUGAAGAGGGCAUUUAUCCUAAAACUGCAAAACGAAUCCUCAGCAGCAGUGCGAGUCACGUCAUUGUCGUGUCUCUUUUGCUGUCCGAGAGCCAUUGCUCGUUGCCGCCGAUAUCGCUGAAAGAAGAGACUAUCAACAUGGUCAUUUUGGAACAUCAACAGAGGAUGAGGGACACGCUUUGCGAGCUAGUACGAGCAUUCGUCAAUUCUAAGCUCCACGAAAGCAAUAAGACGGAGCUUGAUGAUGCGAGGAAGCACAAAGCCUUGUGUAUAUACCUGGAUAAAAUGGAGAGCUUUACACUACGAGAUAUCUUAAUAGGUUUUGUCACAAAUAGUUUAUCCAACCUCCCUUACUUCACAUCCUUAGACCUUCCAAGCAAGAAAGAUGACCAAGGCAGGACGUUGAAUCUACACUCAGCGUCCAGGUUACUCCGAUCGCGGCUGGUAGGUCAUUUCUUUUUCCACGUGUCACUACUGCUUGUGAAAGGCAAACUACUUUUCAGUUCAUGCACACUUCCACUGCCGUCCGCGGAUUCCUCUCAGCAAUUACCUCUCACCCUGACAUUACCGCUUCGUCCCUCUCUCGUCGGAAUGGCAGCAGGUUUUAAGAUGCAAUACUUCAACACUACUUGCCUCGGAGAACGUUCGGAUAUCAACUCCAACUUUCAUCCACAUUGGAUGACACACGCUUACAGCGAUAUCCCGUCUCUACAACAUCCACAACUUUAUCCCACCCCCCACAACGGCAUCUACCCACCUUAUACUCAUCAUCGCUGGCGAGGAUCAUACUGGAACUACCACCCUCACCGCCUUUGCUCAAAAUUUAACCAGAGCAAUCAACUACUGCGCCCGAAAUGUCAUGCAUAUCAACACCCCAAAUUCGCCGAGUUGUUGCAGCCACAGCCACCAGGACAGGAACCAGAUGCGAGGAAAUUCGAGUGGAAGUAUCCGAACUACUCAAGCUCGGACCCAUUCGGGCUUGAAAGGGAGAUUUCUCCUUCACCAAGGCCGAUGUCGCCUUUGGGGCAUAUAGUUGAGAGUAGUGGGUCUGAGAUUAUGGGUAGUUCGAUGGGGACAUAUGAGCCCGGGUAUGCAUGUACCAUUUCGGACUUAGGAGAUGGUGACGGGACUGAGAAUAGGACUGAAAACGAUGGAAACGAACAUGGUGAUGGACCUCUCGCUGAAUUCGCCAACGAGCAUUCUACGUGCGUGGAUGCUGCCACCGAUAAUGCCAAGCUAGGAAGUCGAUCCACUGACGUUCAUCACGAAAACGAAUUCGGUCAACCUAAUCUUCGAAGAAAGAUGCAAAGCAAUACUGCUCCCUUGAAUCCAGCCGAAGCUCAGCGACACCAAGAUCCAACCCUUACUACAAGAUGGAAAGAGCUGCUAGCCCGCGAAGCUAGACUCACAGCCGCCGAGGUUGCGUUCCAGACCACUAUUCAAGAAGAACGGCAGCGCCUCGAUGCCGACAGAGAGAAGCUAGAGCAACAGCGUUGUCAAGUACAACUGAAGGGACUUAAAGUGCACCAGUUGCGCGCCCAUUUUCGAAAUGAGCAAAGAAGAUUGCACCAAGAACGUUUGCAUCAGCGGCGGUCUCUUUUCCACGGUCGAGCUACGUGGAGUAACCAUGAGCCGUGGAUGGGAGAGGCAGAAGAUUUUGAUUGCGAUAUGGGAGUUAGUGAUAAUGAUCUUGAUAGGUUUGGGGAUGAUGAUUUUGACAUGAAAGAUUCGGAUACAGACUUUGGAGGAGCUUUCCCUACUUUAGGCGUCAAGCGGUAUGAAAAAGGCAUCGGUAAGAGUAAACAUUCAUACUUUCGAAGAAUACAACACUUAUUGGGAGAAUCUCUAAAACUCAACUUUAACACUAGACCUUUGUUCAGGCCUUCCUCGUUUAAACCUCCCAUUCCCUUACCCCUCUGGCAAGAUCGAAGACCUCCAUCUAAAUCCCAUAUGCUACCUCAGCACCACAUGACCGCCAGUGGCUACAAUCUUGAAGAAAACCACUUUAAGUUUAACACUCUUGUUUUCUCCCUUUGGGCCCUCUCUCUUCCAAUUCCACGCGUCGGUGGGCUGAGAGAGCUUGAAGAGGCCGAGGGGUUGUUUUUCGAAGGAGGUAAUGAGGAAACCAACGAGAGGAACAUCGCGAAGGUGGAAGAUAAAAAGGGCCGAGAGACUGUUGACAGUAUCAAGCAUCAUAAAGGAUGGAGACUCAGCAUGCUCGCAUCUACCGUGGGAUAUCAGCAAACCAGAUAUCACUCUUUAUACCUUGUGUUGGAAUCAAGGAGUAUAUUGACAGGAUGUAAAUUUCCGUCCUGGCAUGUCAGAACGUUAAUAGACCAGUUUUGGUCUAAUUAUGUUCGGUGGUAUACGAUGACAUGCUGGAUGCACUUUCCAAAUACAGCAACAAAAUUCAACAAAACUAGUCUCUUAAAGGAUUAA